Molecule: messenger RNA, 2910 nt
Organism: Monopterus albus (swamp eel)
Lineage: Eukaryota; Metazoa; Chordata; Actinopteri; Synbranchiformes; Synbranchidae
Gene: mfsd11
Product: major facilitator superfamily domain containing 11
Exons: 15
Coding region: 416-1768 (450 amino acids)
Source: RefSeq, a predicted model, not a curated record
UGGAUCGGUUUAAGCUGUUCUGUCGCCAAUGAAUUUCCUCUACACUGAUCAUUUGUAAAUCUAAGAUGGUAUGCUAAAAGCUAAGCUAGCUAGCUCGUGACGGCACUGCAGUCAGCUGAUUCAUUCACGUGACAGCCUUUUUUUAAUUUCGUGCAUGUCUAUUCACGGGUGCUGUGAAGGGUUUCGGCGAAUCUAUUUUAUACGACGGAAACGUAGUUAAUAUUAAAGUUAGUGUAGGGGACCCGCGAAGAAUCCGUGGCUGAAGAUAUCGGGUCGUAUUCAAAGGGCUAUGUUACUAAAAACACAUUGAGUCCGCACAAAGAGGAGCAGCCACACGGUUAGCUAAACUGCACUAUUGAUGUGCUGUGCAAGCCAAUAGAUAUUUUUGUGUUCACCCUUGAAAAUAACCUCCAGAAUGAGUCCAGAGAGGAAGAGGCUUUUAAACAUCAUUGUCCUAGGCUUUGGCUUUAUGUUCAUGUUCACUGCUUUUCAAACAUGUGGCAAUAUAGAGCAAACUGUUAUCAAGAGCUUCAACAGCACUGAGUUCAGUGGGAGUGGAUACACGAGCAUGGCCAUCAUCUAUGGUGUUUUCUCUGCGUCCAACCUGAUUGCUCCUUCGGUGGUGGCUGUCAUUGGGCCGCAGCUAUCAAUGUUCUUUAGUGGGCUUCUGUACAGUGGCUAUAUCGCCAUGUUUAUUUACCCGUACACUUGGAGCUUCUAUACAGCAUCUGUGUUGGUUGGAAUAGCAGCAGCAGUGCUCUGGACGGCUCAGGGAAACGUGCUUACGAUUAACUCCACUGACGGCACCAUUGGAAGAAACAGUGGCAUAUUUUGGGCACUGCUGCAGUUCAGCUUAUUCUUUGGAAACUUAUACAUAUACUGUGCCUGGCAUGGACACGAUCACAUAACAGACAAAGACCGCCAGACGGUGUUCAUCUCACUAACGGUGAUCAGCCUGGUCGGUUGCUUCCUCUUCUUCCUGAUCCGGAAGCCUGAUCCUGAGUCUGCUCCUUCUGACCUUUCUGAGGGAGAACUCAUAGAGGACUCCUCUAUAGCUACCUCACCUCAUGCAAGCCUCUGCUCACAAGCUCUAGACGCUUUUGUCAAAGCGUGUAAAAUGCUUGUCACCAAAGAGAUGCUGCUGCUGUCUGUGUCCAUAGGAUACACAGGCUUGGAGCUCACCUUUUUCAGCGGUGUGUACGGGACAUGUAUUGGAGCAAUGACGCAGUUUGGCCAAGACGCAAAGGGUUUGAUCGGCCUCUCUGGCAUUUUUAUCGGCAUAGGCGAGAUCUUAGGAGGGGGCGUGUUUGGGAUGCUGAACAAGUACAACUGCUUUGGGAGGAACCAAGUGGUGCUGCUGGGGAUCAUCACCCACUUUGUUGCCUUUUACCUAAUUUUCCUCAACAUUGCCAGCGAUGCUCCUCUGGCCUCAGAGGCAGGAACAGCAAUGCAGGCCUUCAUCUCCCCCAGUGUCGAGGUGGCGUUGCUGUGCAGCUUCCUGCUCGGUUUGGGUGACAGCUGUUUCAACACUCAGCUUCUCAGCAUCAUUGGCUUCAUGUUCCAUGACAACAGUGCCCCUGCCUUCGCUGUCUUCAAGUUCAUCCAGUCCAUCAUGGCCGCUGUGGCCUUCUUCUACAGUAACUACCUUCUGCUGCACUGGCAGCUGCUCAUUCUGGUCCUAGUGGGUUUUCUGGGAUCACUGACUUUCUUUGUGUCAGAAUGGGUGGUACAGUCCAACAGGCAACAGUCCGACUACGACAGCAUCUGAUCUCUGUCUGUGCCUGUGCAGAGCCUGGCAGUGACUGCAGGAGAGCCAAAUCUUGAUCUCAACACAUAUCUGCACUAAAUCAGAAGGCAUGAUUAGGUAUUUGGUGCAUGGCAGAUGAGCCUGACUUUGUUUCGUUCCUGGCACAUCUAUGAUUAUUUUGUACACUGAGUUUUGUAAUGAUGGGUAGAGAUUUGUUAAUCAAGAGUCAGGCACUUUUGAUUCAAACCCUGUCACCGAAGAUAUAAAAUAAUAGUAAUGGGAAUGUCGCUAGUGCCUACAUGGAGGGAUCUUGAGGAAUUACACUGAUUUAAUGUGGUGCAGGUAUUAAUGUUUUCAGGCAGAGCAGUUGCUCUGACUGCAGGUACAAGUCCUGCUGAUAUUGUGUAUUUUUCCUCUUGUCAGCAAGUCCCAUGAAAAGACUACACACAACAAUGAAUGUAUCACACUUUGUGUGUAUGUGUGUGUACCACAAACCUGAUAUUUCUUAUACCUCUUUGCCAUAGAUCAUGAUUGUUGCCCUAUAGCUAUUAAAAACAUAAGUGACCACACUGGGUGACAUGCUCCUUCAUUAUCAUGAACACACACAUACUGUUUAUUUUGACUUAGUCAGUCCCAUAUGUGGAUUAGUCCUCUACUAAAAAUAGUCCAUGUCAAAUGCAUUAUUCCUUUUUGUUUAUGUAAAAACUACAAUAUCUAGCAGGAAUUUACAUCCCCACACUAACAUGUUGUUGGUUUUUGUCUUCUCAAGGGAUUUAAUGACAGUGGAAAAUACAAUAAUGCCAGCGUACUCAUUGUAAAGUUUUCCUAAUCUUUUGUGUAGCAUACCUUGCACCCACAAAAGCAUGCAAUGCACACAUUUAACCUUGACAUAUUGACACACCAGCCACUCCUGGGCUCUAACUUGCAAGUAACACUGUCCAAGACUGUGAUUCCCUUCUCAUAAAGUAGCUGUGUUGUCAUUCCACUGCCGUACUCUCCAGUCUGGCCUACAGGUUCAGUUACAGUCACAAGCUAAUCACAACCUUAAAAUGAACUUUUACAACAGAUUUUGUGCAAUCACAAGCCGUUUACAAGCCUAGUCUUCGUCAGCUUUGGCCACCUGUCAAUGACUUUUGUUAAACUAACAUUACAGUGACUGGAAA